Molecule: messenger RNA, 183 nt
Organism: Podarcis lilfordi (Lilford's wall lizard)
Lineage: Eukaryota; Metazoa; Chordata; Lepidosauria; Squamata; Lacertidae
Source: the annotation of a GenBank genome assembly
AUGGAUGCGGCUGAUGUUGCUCCCGAAGGCUUCAGCAAGGACCAGCCGAAGGCCAAACUGACGGCUGACAUAGUGGCAAUGAAGAGUCGGAAGAAGCUGGUCCAAAGAAAGGCGCUCCAAGAUCUUUCCGACCGCCUGCAGAAGAUUCAGGAAUAUGUGAGUUACUUAAGGGAAGCAUUGUAA